Molecule: messenger RNA, 673 nt
Organism: Haliotis rubra (blacklip abalone)
Lineage: Eukaryota; Metazoa; Mollusca; Gastropoda; Lepetellida; Haliotidae
Product: cornifelin homolog
Exons: 4
Coding region: 76-573 (165 amino acids)
Source: RefSeq, a predicted model, not a curated record
AAUAUAUACAUGGCCAGCUUCACUGGCCACCAGUUGGACACUCAGAGCGCGUCCAGGUUGAUCACAGUUUGAAACAUGGCAAACAAUUACAUCGCCUCUCAACCCCAGCCAAUGGGAAUGCCGACCAACCAGCCAAUGGGAAUGCCGAUCAACCAGCCAAUGGGAAUGCCGAUGGCACAACCAGUUGCUAUGCCAAUGAUUCAACCAAUGAUGAACAACCAGAGCAACACGACAGUGGUCGUAAACUCCCAGCCGUCAGCGGUAGAUAACUCUUCCCGAUCCUGGAGCUCUGGGCUCUGUGCCUGUUGUGACAACUUCGGUAUUUGUAUGACGGUGUGGCUGUGUCCGGCGUGCUACGCCUGCCACCUUGCGGGGAAGUCUGGGGAGUUCUGCCUGGUGCCGCUGUUAGUACCCGGGUGGAUGAUAUCCCUCAGGGCCUACGUCAGGGGCAGAUACCGGAUUUCGGGAACUCUAUGUGACGAUUGCAUGAAAGUCACGUGCUGCUUCCAGCUCACUAUGUGUCAGUUGUCACGUGAAAUUGACUUCAUCAAAGACGGGAAGACGGCGCUGUAGUCACGUGGAACUGACAUCAACAACCGGAAGUACCGUUGUAGUCAUGUGGUCAACGUAUACCUUGUGCUAACUGUGAUAAAAAUAAAAGUGCUCAACAUUA